Acanthopagrus latus (yellowfin seabream) is the source of this 1925-nucleotide messenger RNA. RefSeq lists its product as uncharacterized. NCBI's taxonomy places the organism in Eukaryota, Metazoa, Chordata, Actinopteri, Spariformes, Sparidae. The record is from RefSeq and is a predicted model, not a curated record. Gene Ontology annotation, molecular function: nucleic acid binding. The transcript has 2 exons. Bases 342 to 1277 code for a protein of 311 amino acids.
GAGGGGGGCAGGUGUAAGAGCAGGCCCAAGGAGAGGGCAAGGUAGGGGUAUAAGAAUGCGUGGUGGUGGCAUUCCAAGGGCUACAAGAACGGUAGUCAGUGAUGAAAUUCGUGCCACUAUCAUUGACCAUGUCAUCAACCAUGGUCUUUCACUAAGAGAGGCUGGUGAAAGAGUGCAGCCCAAUGUGAGGCGGUCAACAGUUGCCUCCAUUGUACGCAUUUUUCGACAAAGCAACAGGUAUGUAUUGCAUUUUACAUGGAUUAUUUGUAUUCUCACUUGACAUGUCAAUACAGUAAGGCCAUACAGAAACGCUAACAUAGAAUUUUUUGUCCCUCUAAAGGAUGCAACGUCUUCCUCCCUCUGGGGGAAGAGGAAAGCUCCUCAAUAAUGAUCAAGAGCUUGCCAUUGUGGAAAUGGUAGUUGCAAAUAAUGCAAUAAAACUCCAUGAACUGCAAACUCGGAUUGUAGAAGACAAUGACAUGUUUGAAAAUGUUGACAGUAUCAGCCUCACAACAAUUGCACGGACAUUAUCCAAACACAGAGUGCGGAUGAAGCAGCUCUACACUGUUCCCUUUGAGAGGAAUAGUGAAAGAGUCAAAGAGCUACGGCAACAAUACAUCCAGAGAGUUAUGGAAUUGGAGGCCAACCAGGCACCUCAUGAGUUCAUCUACCUUGAUGAGGUGGGAUUCAAUCUGGCCAAAAGGCGUCGUCGUGGACGAAAUGUUAUUGGACAAAGGGCCACAGCUGAUGUGCCAGGACAGAGAGGGGCAAACAUAACAAUGUGUGCGGCGAUUUCAAACGCAGGAUUGCUGCUUCACAGAUGUCAGGUUGGACCCUACAAUACAGAGCGCCUCCUUGCCUUUCUUGAUGAUCUCCACCAUCACCUCAUCCCACAGCAGAAUCAAGAAGGUGAAAACAUGAGGACCUUUGUGAUCAUCUGGGACAAUGUGGCAUUCCAUCAUUCCCAAGCAAUUACAGCAUGGUUUGAAGCCCACCCAAGACUAGUGCGUCUGUUCCUUCCACCCUAUUCACCUUUCCUCAACCCCAUAGAGGAGUUCUUUUCUGCUUGGAGGUGGAAGGUUUAUGACCAUCAGCCACAUGACCAGAUGUCCCUCCUUGAAGCCAUGGAUGCUGGCUGCAGGGAAAUCACAGCUGAUAACUGCCAAGGGUGGAUCCGUCAUACUAAACGCUUUUAUCCCAGGUGCAUUGCCUUGGAUAAUAUCAGAUGCGAUGUUGAUGAAAACAUGUGGCCUAACCCUGAAGACCGCAGAGAUUAGAUAAUUACUUUAGAAAUGUUGUGCUUUUAUUAUUUUGAGCUUUUUGCAUUUUUUUUCUUUUUCAGAAUGUUCUUUUGUGUUUCAUGGAUAUUUUGUUCACUUUACUGUAAGCAGUACUGUAAAAGUGUUCUGUUCUAUCCCACUGUAAACAGUACCUAUAUCUACUGUACCUCUUGUAGUAAACAGUAAAUGAAUAAAAAAAUGAUUUGGUUUUUAGUGGAAUGCUUUUACAUACAGUUCCCAACCAGGAAAUUUAGUGUAGAAAUGUUGUAUUGCAUGUUUUACAUGCAAAUAUCUGUAAAACUGAAACAAACACAAGUCUAUGCAGUAAUAUCAACAAUAGCCAGUGUUUUGAAGCCUGGUGUACUUUGACUGACUGCAUGUACCUUCUGAAGUGAAAACAAGUGUUAUUCUUUGACAACAUAAUGUCAUUGUGGGUCAGAUUUCCAGUGUUUUGGUAAAGUUAGUUUGUACAGAGAAAGGUGUGUUCUAUUUUGAAAUGAAGAGUUAGUAUAUAUUUAACAAUAUGUGUUUUUGAGAAGAAAAUUAUCCAUUUGGCCAAUUGUGCUUUGUAGGUGUGAGUCUGUGUUAAGAGUUUAGAAAAAGUAUCAGAAGUAUGGGUGAGUGCUUGUUAGCGACUGAAAAAAA